Messenger RNA from Oxyura jamaicensis (ruddy duck), 3057 nucleotides. It is a transcript of the gene KRT23, whose product is annotated as keratin 23. Gene Ontology annotation, molecular function: structural molecule activity. The record is from RefSeq and is a predicted model, not a curated record. The transcript has 8 exons. Lineage: Eukaryota; Metazoa; Chordata; Aves; Anseriformes; Anatidae. The coding region runs from base 1344 to 2645 and encodes 433 amino acids.
AACUAACACUGAAAAAAAGACUUCUCCCGGGAGAGCGUCAUUCUGUCCUGCACAAUCCCUCCCACCCUGCCAUUCGGAGUGGGUACCAGGUAGGUAACAAGAUCCCGUGAAGGAGCUGAGCUUUCACUGCUGCGGAGAAAAACAGCCGUACGGCUCCUGCGAGCCCAGGCAGCCCCACACUGCGCCCCGCUUCUUCCUCUAUCUCAUCCCUCAGCCGUGCUCGGCAAGGUCUGCGGAAGACAGAGGCAAGCCGAGAACCCCAGCUCCUGCCACGGGUACCCUUAGUGAUUUAUCGCCUCCUUACAAGCAGGAGGAAUGGAAAAUCACUGCAGAAGCCAGACCUGCCCAUUCUGGUUUUGGUUUAUACAGCUUCAGAAGGUCCCUGACACUUUUGAGAAAGCCUGUUUUUGCUUGAUUGCCAGGUCAAUUUAUAGCUCUGGUAGCUUUAAAUAACCACUUCGAUCUGGGGAGUAUUGUUACAAACUCGUAUUCUAAAUAUUUUCUUCAGCUAAAAAUACAAAUAUCCUAAUAGCACUCAUAUUAGUGACAGCAAUAAAUUCCUGCAUUACUAUCUACUACAAGACUACUGAAACUGAAAUAUGACUGCACCUUGAAUCAUGGAGAGCAUCAGUAGAAAAGACUGCUAAGUAUCUAAUUCUCGCCUAUUUCUAUGGGAACUCGCAGCUGAAAGGAAUAGCUGAGCCUGACUCACUUUGGACGGGAGUUUAGCUAAAUGAUAGAGCUUGGUUAACUUCAUUAAAGUCUCAUGUCUCACACAGGCUGAAGCUAUUUGGUACGCUAAUGACAGCUUGAUAGGACAUGCUGGGUUUCAGGACGCACAGACUGCUAUAAUUCUAAAGCCUGAGAAUUAUGGCAGAAAAAAAAAGGGUUCUGGGAGACCUGUCCCUGCCCAAGCUCUCCAUGUAGUCUGUGAUGGGUGAUAUUCUCCCCUUCAAAAUGGGAAAAUAUAAUGUAUUUACUAAAGGGUUAGAAAAAAGUUCGACGCGGAGCUGAUCCAGUUCCACACCUACUGCUUUUAGCCACACCUCACAAUUAUAAUAUGAAAAGAGAAGAAAAAAAAGAAAAGAAAAGAAAACAAGCAAAAGGAAAACAAUCCGGUAUGUGGCUGUGAUUCCAAAUAAUAACAACAGUGUGUGCAUGCUCAUAAAUGCUUCAGAAUUGACCAAGAGGAAGCACGUUUCGUGAUGACACAAUCUUGUUGCUGUAGUCAUUCAUCGAAGGGAACUCCCACAGGAAAAGGCAUAAAGCUGCUUAGGGAAGGCUAAGAAGCUGCUCAGUGCUAGUCAGUCAAACAUUGGGUUAGAUCCAUACCUGAGCUAAACAUGAGUACCAGCCAAGGCCCUUUUCAGUUUUUUUCUGGGUCCCUCGGGGGUAGUGCAGGGUGUGGUUUGGCCCAGCAAGGAACUUCUUACAGACCUUCAGGUGCAGAUGGUGGUGCCAGCAGCAUACACACCUCUUUCUCCUCUGCCAGACCCCUCUGUCUGGCUGCCGGAGGAGAGGCAUCUUGGGGAUGCUUCGGCGAGCACCACAGGGAAAGCAUCUUCCUGGGUGGGAAUGAGAAACAGACCAUGCAAAACCUGAAUGACCGUUUGGCUGCCUAUCUGGACAAGGUCCGUUCCUUAGAAGCAGCUAACGCUCAGCUCGAAAGCUGCAUCCUAGAGUGGCACAAGACAAAGUCUCAUGGAGAGAGGCAUGACUUCAACCAAUACGAGCAAAACGUCACUGACAUGCAAAGACAGAUUGAGGAUGGCAAGAUCACCAACGCCAGCAUCCUUUUACAAAUUGAUAAUGCUAACAUGGCAUCUGAAGACUUCAGGCUCAAGUACGAAGCAGAGAAGGCUCGCAGGCAGGGAGUGCAGUGCGAUGUUGAGAACCUGCGUAAGGAGCUCGACGGCCUGACUAUUGUUACAACAGAUCUGGAAAUGGAAAUUGAAGGCUUGCGAGAAGAGCACAUCCUCCGGAGGAAAGACCAUGAGGAGGAUAUGGAAGCAAAUCGCUCAUCACAGGACUUCAAAGUCAAUGUAAAAGUAAACGCACCACCUCCCGAAGACCUAGCCAAGAUUCUAGCAGAAAUAAGACAAGAUUAUGAAGCCAUAAUUGAAAAGAAUCGUCAAAGCCUCGACAGUUGGUACAAAGAACUGAGCUCAGCUGUGUCUCUGGCAGCAGUCCCUAAUCCAGAGCAGAUACAGAGCAGUGAGAACGAGAUCAAGGAUCUAACCCGUACUUUACAGUCCCUGGACAUCGAGCUGCAGGCACAGAUGAGUAAGAAACACAUGCUGGAAGACACCUUGGCUGACACCCGGAAUUACUAUGCUGUUGCACUUCAAAACAUGCAGCAGAUCAUCUCCAAAUGUGAGGAAGAGCUAAGCCAGCUUCGUCAUGACAUCAAGCAGCAAAAUAACCAAUACAAAGUUCUUCUUGGGAUUAAAACACGCCUGGAAAAGGAAAUUUCCACUUACCGCCUGCUGCUGGAAGGGAAUGUAGACGGGAAAACAAAAAAAUCUGAAUCGAAAGCUAAAGAAUAUGCCGGGCUGACCAAUCGGAAGAUCAAAGCAAUUGUCCACGACAGCGUGAACGGGCAGGUGGUAUCCUCCACCGUCAACGAGAUCCACCAGCAAGCAUGAAGCAAGAAGUUCUGCCAGCUCCUGGCUCCCCCGGCGGGCUAACGCGCAGCCUCUGGGAACCCCCCUGCACAACUCGUGCUGUGUGUGAAAAGGGGAUGCUGCAGUGAGCUCACUCCUAAACUGAUCUGCAGCCUACUGCUGAAAAGUGCCACACAGGGCUGGGUAGAACUGAUACGCUAAAGGGCUUGUGGGCGUCACAACGCUGAAGACAAACUGCUCAAUGGAAAUGACUGUCUGAGUUGGUAAUACAUGUAUUAUGCACAUCUCACCGGGGCAUGAAUCUCCAUCUGUGGUUCAGUUAUUGCUCUGCAAAUUAACUAUAAUUUAACGUGAAUAAUCUCUUAACUUUUCUCCCGGUCUUAUGUCUCUUAUCAUAUAUACCUCACUGCUGCCAAUAAAUCCUUUUCCAUUA